Styela clava is the source of this 2873-nucleotide messenger RNA. RefSeq names its product phospholipase D1-like. Gene Ontology annotation, molecular function: D-type glycerophospholipase activity. NCBI's taxonomy places the organism in Eukaryota, Metazoa, Chordata, Ascidiacea, Stolidobranchia, Styelidae. The record is from RefSeq and is a predicted model, not a curated record. Gene Ontology annotation, cellular component: intracellular membrane-bounded organelle. Gene Ontology annotation, biological process: intracellular signal transduction; phosphatidic acid biosynthetic process; phospholipid catabolic process.
AUAAAGUUAUCUGAGAAUUAAUUUUUAUAAGAGACUUCAUUUUAUGGAUUACAGUAUUUGAAAUGACUUCAUUACCAACCAUUCACGAGAAUAUAUAUCCGGAGUUACCGUCAACAUCAAGUUUUAGCAGCGGACAGUCGUUGUUUAAAAGAACAAGUGAAGCUGCCUUAGAAGAGUAUGAAUUCCUACAUAACUUCUUUUCGACCGAGACUACACUUCAAGUUGUUUCUGCCAUUGAGGACAUUGACUCUGGAAAUAUAUGGUAUGAAAUAUUCAUUACACAUGGACAAUUUGAAUGGACAAUACACAAAAAACUUACCGACAUUCUGUUGUUGGAUUGGGAUCUCAGUAUAUACCGAGCAUUGGGGUUUACGGGACCCGAUAAUCCGAGGGAAGGAAAUGCUCUGGCUAAAAGUAAAGGAUUGUCCGAAAUAUCUAACUUGGCUUUCAUUUUGAAGUCCAAAGAAGUGCUUAUGAAAGAUCAUAUAAAGAGCGUCAUCGCCGAUUUUUUGAAUUCUAUUUUGGCUGUGAAUGCUUACAAACGUCUUUCAAUUGUAAUUAACUUUUUUGAAAUCAGCAAGUUUUCUUUUAUAUUGGCGUUGGGAAAUAAAGAAAAAGAAGGAUUCCUUCAAAAAAGAUCUUCUUGCUGUUUAGUGAAAAAUGCAUCGUGGAAUAAAAGAUGGUUUAUUCUGAAGAAAAAUUUUCUGAUUUAUCUUGAUCCAUCAAAAAAUAAUGUCGAAGGAGUUUUUCUUUUCGACACCAACACAACCCUAAAACAAAGAAAUGACAAAAUUGCGAUAAAAAAUUUCUCACAUAGAAUUCUCCUGGAGUGUCCAAGUGCUUACCAAGCAACAGUAUGGAAAUCGGCAAUAGAAAAGAACGUUGCUAAGAUUCUAGAAUAUGAUUGGAAGAACAGUAGAGAAGGCAUUGUUUGUCAUUCACCAAUCAGAAAUGCACGAGCUCACUGGUUCGUCGAUGGAUCUGACUAUUUCUCCGCCGUUGCAGAUGCAUUGUUGUCCGCAACAGAAGAAAUUUUUAUCUCUGGGUGGUUUUUAGCCCCUCAUAUUCACUUAAAAAGAAGACCCGAAUUGAACAACAAAUGGAUGCUGAAAUCUAUAUUGAAAGAAAAGGCGGACGAGGGUGUUAAAAUAUACAUUUUAAUUUACGAUGGACCAGAUGGGUUUAUCAAACUUGCUGAUAAAUUUGUGGAGAACACAUUGGAAACAUUGAAUAAAAAUAAUAUUACAGUAUUGCGUCAUCGAGGCAAAGAACUAGAUAUUCUCUGGAGCCAUCAUGAAAAGUUAGUAAUUAUUGAUCAACGUGUAGCAUUCGUAUCAGGGAUUGAUUUAACUUUUGGUCGAUGGGAUUAUGAAGGCCACCCAUUGACGGAUUUGGGAAAUACAACAGAACAUUCAGUUUCUUCCAAAACGGAUAAUGAAACGCCAUUGAAAGGGCAAUUAUGGCCUGGCUUGGAUUAUGCAAACGAGUAUGUGUCCGCUGGAGUAGAUUUCACAAAACCUUUUAAAGAUCAUAUAGAUCGCCAGACCUGUCCGAGAAUACCGUGGCAUGAUAUUGCAUGUGUGACAUACGAUGACGCAGCAAAAGAUGUUGCAAGGCAUUUCAUCCAAACGUGGAAUUUUGUUAAGGCUACAGAACACAGAAAAGAAGAUAAAAUAUCAUUUCUAAUUCCGAAAAUCGUUUCUAUACCUUUUGGCGAUAAAAAUCUUGAUCCAAAUAUAUAUGCUUCUAAAGUUCAAGUACAGGUAUUGCGAUCAGUAUCAAAAUGGUCAGCGGGACUCAAAGAGAUUGAAUCAUCUAUUGAAGAUGCUUAUGUGAAAACGAUAGAGGAAUCCGAACAUUACAUAUAUAUUGAGAAUCAAUUCUUCAUCAGUUACCGGAAUCAGGAAAUUGUCAAGAACGGAAUUGUUUCCGCUCUUUGUCGUCGUAUUGAAAGAGCAGAUAGAGAGAAGACAAAAUUUCGGUUAUACAUUGUUCUCCCACUGAUUCCAAUGUUUGAAGGAGAUUUCAGUAAAGCAAAUAAAAGUCGACAAAUCCAGGUUUUUGCUAACUAUCAAUAUCACAGCAUAAGUAGAGGAGACGAGACUUCGUUGAUUGGAUCGCUACGGAAAUUAUUGACGGAAGAUCAAAUAGAUGAAUACGUUUGUUUUUCGUCUCUCCGAACCUACGCUGAAUUGAAUAAUGAGAUGAUUUCAGAUAUUGUUUACGUUCACAGUAAAUUGAUGAUUGCAGAUGACAGAGUUGCAAUCAUUGGUUCAGCCAAUAUAAAUGAUAGAAGCUUGCUUGGUGACAGAGAUUCUGAAGUUGCUCUUUGGAUUAAGGAUAUGGAAAUGGUGGAUUCAACAAUGAAUGGACAACCAUAUAAAGUAGGAAAAUUUGCUUCUGGCUUGAGAAAAAAGAUUUUUGUCGAACAUCUUGGAUUGUCGAAGGUCGAUACACCUGUUUUAAAUGACGUUGUUUCGGACGAAUUCUAUCAUGACGUUUGGGAGAAGACUGCUGACACUAACACAAUAGUUUAUGACGAGGUAUUCCGAAGUAUUCCUUCAGAUGUGGUCCGACGAUUUUCACAAGUACGCAGAUAUCAGAAUGAAUCGUCUGAUGAAAGAAUGAAAAGUCAAUUGCUAGACAAGGUGAAUGGAUACUUGGUAAAUUUUCCUAAACAAUAUCUAGAAGAUGAAGACUUAUCGAAAAAACAAAGUCGAUUGAUUCCUGUUUCUGUUUUUACUUGAUACCCACGCAUUUCUUUUAUUUGUACAAAUUAUACUUAAAACAAGGUCAGAAUGCAUUAGUGGAAGAGUAUGGUUUUUGUAUAUACUCAUAAAUAAACGUUUUGAAGCCAAUACACGUUUAAUUUU